Molecule: messenger RNA, 501 nt
Organism: Venustampulla echinocandica
Lineage: Eukaryota; Fungi; Ascomycota; Leotiomycetes; Helotiales; Pleuroascaceae
Exons: 4
Coding region: 1-501 (166 amino acids)
Source: RefSeq, a predicted model, not a curated record
AUGGCCUACAGACUUCUUGUCCUGGCGCCCCUCCUUGCAACACUUGUUGCGUCCGUCUCCGAAGUGGUUCCUGGUCCAGGACUUCCAACUCUUGCCGAGUUGGGAGUGACGUCUCCGGAUCUAUACAACGAGAUUCCAGCGGCCCUUUCAAGUCACAGCAAGAGGGAAGAUAAGCACGACGGUGCAAUAUGCACCAGCUUUGGCGGCACGGGCUAUACACCCGUUGAACAUGUUAUCGCUUGCUUUAACUACCUAGUCAAGAUUGGCAACAGGAAGUGUUCGACGGCUCCCCAUACUGUCUGUACUAUUGAAGAGACUGUAAUUAAGGCGAACGCGUACGGGUCACCGGCGUCUCCUGACUACAUUGAUUGCUGGGAUGUUGCACUCGGUGUGCAGAAAGUUUUUACUGAGUGUAACAUUGAUGGAAAAGUUUCAGGGCAAUAUUUUCUACCCAAUGUAGCCAAUGCAGUUAAGGGUGUAUUUUACGAGGUUGAGACAUAA